Molecule: messenger RNA, 10972 nt
Organism: Porites lobata
Lineage: Eukaryota; Metazoa; Cnidaria; Anthozoa; Scleractinia; Poritidae
Source: the annotation of a GenBank genome assembly
AUGGCAAACGGAUCGUUGAGGGAAAAGUUUAGCUUUCACUGCUUUGUGAAAUACUUUCUUUUUGCUACUAAUGCCAUUUUAUGGGUAAGUAUCACCAACGUUCUUGCAUGUUAUUGUAAAUGUACUGCUCCUAUCGUGAGAGACCUCUGCCGCUAACAGGUAACCUCGAGCUCUGAGCUACAUGUCCGUUCUGUUUCCUUUUCGGCACAACGUAAACUACUAGCAUGCCAGUAAUAAUGUGCUGUAACCCCCAGUCGUUGUUUUUUACUUUCGCCCGAUGCUUUCGCGUUUCUUUCGCGCGUGCCCCGUUUGGCAAGCUCUCCCUCCAACACCCCUACCCCUACCCCUCGGGAGAGCUUGUCUGUAGGCAAGUAUAACAUUAGCAAUGCGGCUAGAUGAUCUGGUUAUAAAGAAUUCCUCAAGAUCACUUUCAUGUGAUAGUUAAAGAUUUCAUCUAAACAAUAUAUAAGCAAGUCGCAGGUCAGGCAGCCUGGCUAAGUGGUUUGCUCGACGGACUUACAAUAGGGCAGUCCCUGGCCAUCCUCGGAGACCAGGGGCAGAUAAAGGGGGCAAGGGAAAGUGGGCGGAAAAAUAUAUAUGGAACAAAGAAAAGUAAAGAACGGCGAGAAGAGCCCCUGGGGACAAUGUCUUACCAGACCAGUUCCAAACGGUCGCUGCCAAUCUGGCUUCUGAUGGGUGCCAGAAAAACACAAGUUUUCUGGCACCAAUCAGAAGCCAGAACGACGGCGACCGUUUGGAGCUAGCCUGGUAAGACAUUGUCCCCAGGGGCUCUUCUUGCCGUUCUUUACUUUUCUUUGUGCCACAUUUUUCCGCCCGUUUAGACUUUCCUUCGUCCCCACUAUCUGCCCCUGGGUCUCCGAGGAUGGUCCCUGGCUCGAGUAAUGCUCUUUGGCCACUUGCUGGAUUUGAUCUCAGUUGUCCCAAGUUCAAAUCCUCAGCCAGGGUUGUAACUUGCCGGCUGGUUGCCUCCUUUUAAUCCUGUUAUGUUAUAUCUGAAUUAUUUAUUUCUAAUAUAGAGGUUAAAUGCACUUUCCACUAUGAACAUACCAUAACCUUUGAUGUUAAGCAAGGUUAGUGUAAAAGCUGUGCAGAAAGUUAUUCUGCCCAUCUCAACCUGCUCUCUGCUUUUUAUUUCUGGAGCCGAGAAAGGCUUUGUCCACAUCAGUCAAGUACAUCUCUGCUUCGUCAGAGAUCAUUGCAAAUUCUGGGGAUGGGGGUGUAAGGAUCAAAAUUGUCUCUAAUUAAAGACAGUCUCAGAUUGUUUUAUUUCUUCCACUGGCCCUUCUCUUUCCUUUCUCAGCACACCUGCUACUAAUAUCUAAUAGAUUAAAUGAGGAUCAUUAAUUUGUAUCGUGCAUCCUGAAUGUAAUCUUCUUCUUUUUUAAUGUCCGGGGUCUUUGCUUAACUAAAUUAAAAAAUAUUUUAAAAUACCACAUAAUAAUUAUGUAUAGGUUAGACUGACCAAGGUGCAGAUUGUCUCAUCUUAAUAUUGUAGAUUUCAGGUCUGAAAUAUUUUGUUGAAUAAGUGCCCACUUAAGUAUGGGCGCUUAUUACGUUUUCCUAACUAAAGAUUGGUCCAGUUGUUUCUGGGAAGUUCCAGUAUUUACAAAGGGUGUGGGCAAUAGGACAAAAGUUAAAAGAAGAGAUACAUGUAACACACAUAAAGGAACUCUCCAAGUGCCAACAUAUGAUACAAUACUUUAUUUAACAAGGAAUUUACACUUAGCUUAAUCACCUAGUUUACAGUUAAUCCACAGCCAUAUAAGUAUAUUCUAAAAAUUAAAAACUAAAAAUGUAUCAUAAUUAUUCAUGAUACAUGUAUGAAAACUGUAAAAGCUAAGAACUAAGAAUUGAUAAAAACAAUAAAAGCAACAAGCAGCAGCUACCAUGAAUUCUGAUAUCAUAAUCUUAAGCAAUCAAACUUUGUUCUUCACUUCAUUAGUGCCUGCUUUAAUUCUAAUAUCAUUUGAGGGCUAGUUCCUUUACUUAGCGGCAAAAUGUUUCCAUGAUUUGAGACCAUCCAUAUAUUUAGUCAUGUUGACUUUAGGCAAUGAAAGGAUAUAAUCAUGUUGAAGAUUAUAAUUGGCUAAGUGUGAGGUGAUAAGAUCUCUUAAGUUAAUUGUGGGUGGAGCUUUGUCUGAUAUACUAUUGUUUAUUGUCAAUUGCAUGCCUUGGAUGAUGGGAGUCUUUCUUUCCAAGAAAUCUUGAUAAGAUGCACUUUUAUCUUUGAAGAUACAUGUACUACCUCAAAGCCUUUUCGUUGACUUUCUCAAUUUCCUGUUAAAGAAACAUGGAUGUAGAAAUAACUGAAAGUGACUUUAACGGAAAAGAGACAUUCUUUGAUACUGAAAAAGUGAGAAGGGGGUAGGUUUAUUCAAUGGGGUGCUUAGACCUGUAUUUGAUAAAAUGGCCAAGUGGGGGGUGCUUUUUCCAGGAAAUAUGGUAUUGUAGGGAAAUUCUCAAGUUAAGUGUGAAAUUGUAUAAGGAUUGCAGCAAGCAUACCACAGCACCUCCGUCCAAUUUUCCUGGAUUAUACCCCCCCUCCCCCAAGGCUUUAAUAUGCUCAAUCAAAAGUCAUGCUGUUAUCUGUCAAUAAUCCCUAAUUUGGCUUUACGCACUUUAUGUAUUAUGUCAGAUCAUCAGUAUAAUUUUUAUUGGAGUGGGAUCAUGGGCUCAUGAUGAGAAGAAAAAAUACAGUGACCUGGACAGCCUGGCAUUUGAUCCCUCCAUUUUGAUUAUUUUUGUGGGCUGCUUGAUGUUUGUAAUCACAUUCUGCGGAUGUAUUGGAGCUCUGAGGGAAAACAAACUCUUACUACGAAUUGUAAGUUACCAGUAAAUUAUGUAACUAUUCUGCUUUUAAGAUCCCCACGAAAAUUCAAGGGUUGUCACUAAGAUUUCAAGUUGCCAAUGUUAAUACAACAAGUAGGCAGGGAAUCAAUUCAAACAGCUAGGGGUUUCUAACAGUUUUUCAAGCUUCAUAUUCAUUGUUUGUAACAUUUGAUAUAAUACUGGGGAGACAUAUUGGUUUGACACAAAGUUGUAAUUUUGUUAUUCACAAGGAAUGUCUAAGUUCAAUAGCGAAUGAAGAUGCGUAAUUGGCACCAUAAACAAAAUGACGUAGGCAGCUGUGACAGAGCUCCUUUAAUAUCAUGAUUAUUUUAAAUUUUGUAGUUUAUGGGAUCACUGACCAUUAUCUUCAUCUUGGAACUGGUCACUGGAUUUGUUGCAUUCUUUUUUGUCGACAAGGUAAAAGGAAUUAAAUUGUUCAUACUCACCUUUGCGAAGUCCAAUGAAAGCUUUUAGUUUUGCUUGCCAGUGUUUGUUUGCGAUUGUUUAGACUGUCUUUAAUAAUACCUAUAGGCUCAAAUAGUAAACAGCAUCUGAUCUUUCACUAUGUCACUGAAUUUAACAGAAAGGUCAUUGAAGAAAAGGAAAUGACUUUUUCCCCUGCACUGGUACCAUACAAGAUUUGAGGGAAACUAUGCAAAUUAGAGAAAGAAAAAAAUAAAAAGAUGGUUGUAAAUUUUUGAGAAAUCAAAACUGACUAUGUCUAGACUGUCCAACCACCCGCAGCCUCUCUGUUUCUAAUAAUAAGUCCAUCGAGGUAAUUAUAGGUGAGGGACAUCUUGUGGGAGGCAGCAGUGGAAGGCAGCAUGGCAGAGUGGUCAGCGCGUCAGACUAGCAAUCAGACUAUCCCGGGUUCGAGUCCCGCUCUGGCCACUUGCUGGAUUUGUUCUCUGUCAUCCCAAGUUCAAAUCUUCAGCCACACUUGUAAAUAGCCAACUGGUUGCUUCCCGCCAGUUGGGGUUUUUAAUCCUGUUAUGCUUUAUUUGCAUUAUCUGUUUCAGAGUUAUUUGAAUGGAGUGCCUGUAAACUAGCUGGAUAAGCUAAGUGCACUUGCCACUAUAAACAAACCUUUGAAUCAAAAAGACAUAAAUGGUCAUUUGCAUAAAAAAUAGAGGAUGCAAGUUCUUGUUCUUCAGACUGCUACUCUCACUUUUCAAAUCUUGCCUCUUGCAGUGCAUGAGUACUGCUGUGCCUCUUUGACUUUGUCUACUCACAAAGUUUUUUGAAAACAAAAGAUUCUCAAGAACAAUAGCAUACAUAAUUUUAUUUGAGGGUUGUUUCCUGAGAACUCAGUUAAUGGUUUUAUAGUUUUCAACGGUUGCAUAAUUGAACCUUAAAUUUAUUUGCAAAAAAAUUGAGAAUCUUUUGUUCGUAGAAAACGUUAUGAUUGGACAAUUCUCUAGCAAGUGUCCCGGUUUGAGUGUCUGCAAUGUAUUAAAAGUAAAAACGGGAUAGAAAUAAUUGCUUGCAUUAAAGAGGUUUCUGUACAGUAGUAUAAAGUUUUAUUGCUUUGUUUGGCACUUUUGAGACUGUACAAAGAAUCGUCCACACAAUUUUGAAGAGAUGUCUGUAUUUUAUCUCGUUUGAUCAUCUUCUUCCACAUUCAUUAUAAUAAAGCAAGAGCAAACUAAGCUCUUUAUUCGAAGCCAUAUCUGGCCCCAUGUACAAGGCAAUCCAAAUUCCAAAAUCUGGGAAAUUUUUGCUCGUGGAAGUUGGUAUCCUGGGCUUUGGAAUCUGGAUUUCAGCCUUAGGAUAACGUUUGGAAUUCAGAAUCCAAGUUCCUGCUGACGAGGAAUAUGGAAUCUACAGCGUAGAUAAAUACAGAAUAUCAAGACUGCCCAGGAUUGCCUCACCUGUCUGACCCUGGGGGGUGGACUCCGCAUAUGAAAGAGGUUGGGAUGCUCGUCGUCUUGCUUAGGGGUGUAAAUUUCGGAUUUUGGUCUCACUUAGGGUGUUCUGGGCAAAACGCCAUCAUAUUUAGCCGUGAAGGUCUUGAUUAGGGUUGCAUGCGAAAAAAUAUAUAUUGUUUGUGUUUUAACAUGGUCUCUUUUAGGGGUCAAAAAAAGCUCGGGCCACGCCCAGAUCGGUCUCCUUUAUGGGUUUAAUUCAAAAUUUCUGACGACCAUCCCCACCCCUUUCAUAUUCGGAGUCCCCUCCCCGGGCAACAUACCCCUUAUAACAAAUCCCUGAAAAUUGUUUUUAAAAAAAUCACUGGUGUACUUAACGACUGUUUUCUGUAAAAUGUCUGUUCGAAGCAAAUAUUGCGUAGAAUUUUUAUUACUUGAAGACGGCCAAAAAUUUCUAGAUGACCGUUCCUUUCGUGUACAAUUUUCGAAGCUUACCUUAUAAUUUCCCUAUGAAUUUCUUAAGUUUAAUUUCUCACAUUUCACUUCCAAGGUUAGGCUAUUUUAUAUUUCGUCGAAAACAGGAAACCGAAAUUUUCGGAUUUAAAAAUGUGAUACAUGGAGAGAGGAAUCUAAAAAAUUCUUACUUUCGAAAUACAUUAAAUUGCACCUAAAAUUUUCAGGAAAAGAAAACCGUGAAGACCCUUGUAAUUUUGAAAAGACUUAAGUUCCCCUAGGAUGUCCGAACAGAUACAAAUUUUAUAGCACCGCUUAGAAUGCAUUCCUAGAGAUCUAUAAGUACACUGAAUAGCCCUUAAGAGUGAUUUCAAUGUAUUUAGGAGGAAACCGUCAUUGGGUGCCCCUGAAGUCAGUAAAAAUACCUAACUCUAUUAUCCUUGCAGACCCGUAGUAAAGUGAAAGAGGCAACAUACAAGGUGAUCAAACGGUACAGAGAUGACCCAGAUCUUCAAAAUGCAAUAGAUGGAAUACAGAAAGGAUUGAAAUGCUGUGGAGGAUACUCUUACCAUGACUGGGAACAUAAUGAGCACUUCAACUGUUCAGUCAAAACAGUACAGGCAUGUGGUGUACCCUUCUCAUGUUGUCGCGAGGUAAGCAUGUCUGCGCUCUUGAGCCAGAUCGCCGUAUGGUCAGUUGCUUCUUAAAGCAUUUGAAAAGAAAAAUGAGCGGUAACAUUACAGUAAAACUCCGCGACUUAGAGCCUGUGAGGUUAAAAUUUGGCACUUAAAGGAGCUGUGUCACGAAAUUCAGCCAAAUUAGGACAGGUAUUACAAAACGCCCGUUAAAUCCAAGAGAAACAUAAAAAUAACCGCUUAAAACAUUAAAGGAAGGUUAAAAUAACACAACAGAUACAACAGAUGUCACGGAUGGGCAAAAGUGACGAGGAUUGAAACUGGAUUGAAAACUGUUCAACUAGCCUAACAGUUUUUUAAAGUUUAUCUCUGCUGUUUGCAACUUCAAAAAUAAUGCUCAGGAGACAUAUUUGUUUGUCUUGAAUCUCUGACUUUGUCAUUUACGUGUAAUUUCUUUGCUCACUUUAAGUUCCAUAGCGAUUGAAAGCGAGUAAUUGGAAAAUUAAACGAAAUGGACUGGACUGCCGUGACACAGCCCCUUUAAGCCCCCUCUAUUUAAGAGCCUGUUUAGCCUAGAAUUUGAAACAGGUUCUUAUUUUCUAAAAUCUAUGAAAAAAUUCUGUGCACUUGGGCAAAUAACGUAAGUCAACAUUAAGAAUCCUCUUUGGAGACAUACAAUUGCUAUUGCUACUACUGACCAAAUCAUUUUCAUCUCUCGGAAGUGGCAUAGUCUCCUUUGCAGACGUUCGAGCGGGAGUCACGCAGGAAGCUUGCGUGACUCCGGCCCAAGUGGCUACGAAGGAGACUAUACCUGGCAAGGCUCAGUGAAGAUAAAUCUAGAAGUCUUUCAAUGCCUCGCAUGGGAUAAAGUGGAAGAUGAUCAUCAGACUGGGUCGCUGUUGUGUCGAAUUGCACUAUGGGACAGUUUUGGAAACACUGUCCAUUGGCUGUUGCCAGGUUACACAGGAAAUUGGGUUAAAACAUUCCCAUAGUUCCCUAAAAACGCUAACGUGGGAGCGAGGCUAGCUAUUGUGAUGUGGUGUGGCUAUAGUUCAGUGUCUUUUCAAUCAUUUUUUUCAAAACUCAAGUAAAACUCUUUGAUAAUUCAUAAACAAAAAACAAAAGAAAUUAGUCUUUAAGGAGUGUCUUUAUAUCUGAUAGAGAUACGGCUUAACUUUACGUCCAAGAUAACCUUAAAUCUAAAUAUUUGUGCAAGAAUGAGGUGAUCUAUAUCAGAGAUUUUGAAGCCAUUCAAAAAACUCGCAGUCGUGUAUUAUAAGGUGUAAAAACUCUCGGCUUCGUCUUGAGUUUUACGUCAUUUGGUGUUUGCACGUAUCCGUAGAGUUACUCGCUGCUUAAUUUUUGUUUACACUGAUAUUCUUUGUCGAACAGGAUCAAAUAAAUACACAGUGUGGAUUUUCUGUACGACGAGAGAAAUUCGUAAGUACCUUUUAUUAAUUAGUACGCGCCGCAAACAAAUUUUACGAUAGCAAAAGGAAAAAGGACGACGUGCAUUACUAAAUUAAUAUCAUGCGCGUGCUUUGCUUGUUUACAGCUGUAAUCGAGGUGUUACAGAUCUAUUCUAUACUAUAAAAGAUUACAUUUAGACCUGUCAGUAACUGCGACCACAUUAUGUUCUGCAGUUGGUAUAGGAUUUAGUGGAGCCAAAACCAAUUGAGGGAAUUCCACUCAUUUUAGGCAUCCUAGUGACGAACUGUUACUACAAGGAUAUUUGCUGACGCGACCGGCCAUAAUAUUGUAGUCUGUCCCCUCUUUCGCUCUUCCAUUGUUUGUUAACUCGUCUAAAACAAUGAUUUUAUUUCAAAUAGUUAUGGGGAGUCGUGGGACUCAUUUUGUGAAAAAUCAUGAGUCCCAGUUCAAAAAAAAGUGAUUCCGAAAUUGAAAAUGCUUCAGGGGGUGCGCCUUUAACCAGGCAGUUGAUCGAAAGACAGACUCCAAAACUAUGUAUUACAGUUUACUGAAAUUCUAAUAUAGUCCUUCUAUUUUAAAGCGCAACAAAGGCUAAAAGAAAUAUGCCGAUCGUUAAACAAUAGCUGUAAUAACUGACACAGAAAUUACGCGGACGUGCUGGAUAUUUCUUCAAACACCAGGGUCCGAAAUUGCGCCUUCCUAGUCGCCAAUGCGACCAAAAAUUCAGUUCUGGCGACCAGAAUUUCGUAGUUGGUCGCCAGCUGGCGACUGGUAAAGCUGGUUGUCAUUGUAGUCUUUCACGUUCGGAGAAAAUGAUUAAGAAUUGAAACCUCGAAGCUAUUUGCCAACAGGUGUCUUACUUUUCGUCCUGCAGAUAUUUUUUUAAUUUAAAAGUGAAACGAAUCUUCCUGUAAAUAUACCUCCACAACAGCUACGAUCAAUACGAGUUGAAUUUUUGGAUUUUUGGCGACCAUAAUUUGCCCCCUGGCGACCGAAAAUUUAUACUUGCUCACCAGUUGGCGCCCAUGUUAAAAAGUUAAUUUCGGACCCUGAACACGCAUGUUCAGAUCGAUCGAUUUCUGCGUCCUACGGGACGCAUGCCGUGAAUUAUUUUCGCCUUUGGGGAUUUGCUUUGCGUCAGGGACGCAGGACGCAGAGCUGAGGUAACAAAAUCACUGCAAAAAAUAUCGGAAUUUAAAAAAAAAAUCAGUAGCAGGGAACCUGAUAGGGGAUGGCAAAUUAAUGAAAUUUUACAAAACACGAUUCGAAGCCUCUAAUAAGCCAGUGUUCAUUCAAAUGUGUCAUGUGUAUACAGUGACCUCUGCGCAUCUCUUAGUUGGUAUCUACAACAUUUUUAUUUCUUAGGAAACGGAAGCUUCCUCGUUGAUUUACACCCAAGGAUGUAUAGACAGCCUGACAAACUGGAUUAACGACAAUCUUCACAUCGUUGGCGGUCUGGCAUUUGGUUUUGCAGUUAUCCAGGUCAGUGUGUAUUUCAGGUUAAAGGGGCUCUGCCCCGGCUGUCUUUUUAAGUUUAUUUUGUGUAAAAUGGCAAUUACGCGUCCUUAUUCUCUAUGUAAAUUAAGAUUUUACUUCGGAAUGACAAAAUCACCGCCUCGUGUCCAGCAAUUGCACCUCCCAAACAUUUUUUCAAACGUUAAAAACAACAAAUGAACCUUGCAAAACUGUCAGGCUAGCAACUGUUUCAAAAAGCAUAAUUGCAAUCUGUUUCAUUCUCUUUCAAUCACGUUUGUUUAUCCAUUCCUCUUUUUGUAUUUGUUGUGUUAUCUAUAUAUGUAAAUUCUUUACUUAAUUUCUUCAGUUUCACUCAAUUUGGUGAUAUUUCCCACCGUCUGAAUUUUGGUGAAUUUUGUGACACAACUCCUAAAACAGUCAUCAGUAAUUGCACUGUGGGUCAGCUACUCCGUUAGCAAAGUCCUCUUUAAGAUUGCCGAUAAGGUAUCCAGAUCGUUGGCGGGUAUCAGGUCGUUUCGCUCGAAGUUGUUUUGCCCGAACGUAAGUCGGUUCGCCUGAUGUAAAGUUGUCGCUCUUUCAGCCUGAAAAAACGAAUAAGCGUGAAAAAACAGUAACUGUACAUGUGGGUCAACAACUUUUUCCAGCAAAAACGUGAACAAAAAUACAAAUUACACAUCAAAGAUCUAAUUGUUGCGUUGCUGUACAGUCUGUCGUCUCGAAUAUGAUUAUCAAGAUCGCUAAAAUCUUUCAGAUCGCUCGACCUUUAAUUUUUUAGGAUAGCAGCAAUAGAGAUCAAUAGAAUCCAAGCUUAACUAAAAAUAUCUCUGAUAUUAAAGACGUGUUGAAGAGUGCUGUUUGUCAUCGGGCGAAUGGACUUAAGUCCGAGCGAAACAACUUCGGGUGAAACGCGACCACAGUUAGUGGGACCCUCAGUUAUGUUGUGAUGCUUUUUUUCGGAUGGGGAGGAGACUGACAGGUGCUCAGUCUUCCUGAAGGCUAAACGUUGUACAAUGAAUCAUAAUUUCCUGACCAUAAUAAUAGAAGUAAUUAGAUACUGCUAUGAAACCCUUUGAAACCUUUCUUUUCUGGUUUUCCUCCUCUAGCUACUCGGUAUACUUGGCGCUUAUAACAUGAUCCGAGACAUCGACCUGAUAUUGAAGUCAGCGGACAGCGACACAGGAAUAAACUAUAUGCUAUGAAACAACCACUGGCCAUAAGGCAGAAAAUGGUAGAACCAAUUUUAUCAGUACACUCUUGAUAAAAAGCUAGCUUCAGUUCAAACUGUAGACUUUAUCCGUUGACUACGUUGCUCAAGUUUCUUGCCGAAGAAAUGUAAGAGGUCGACGUGAUUGCAAGGCUAUCGUAACUGUCUCCAGCGCAAUUUGCUAGAAAUUGAACUUGUCAACGUAUAGUGAAAGUGAAUUCGACUGCUUGAAAAAACCAAAAACGGAAAUUCUUCCGAGUCCAGUUUAGAAGAGACAAUGUGUAGCUUCUGGAAGGCUAAACAUUGUCGUGACACGUGACUAGACUCUCAAUGGCUCCGAACCUACAGAUACCUCUUGGGCUACGCUCACACAGCGGCAACGGACGAAUUUUCGACCGGUUGAAAAUUUAGUUGUUCCGUUUAGACGGAACUAUCUUAACCGUAUAAGAAUUUAGAACCCUAGCCUUAAAAUAUUUGAAAGCCAAAAUCGAGUUCAUUCUCUUAGCUGGUACGGUGGAAAAUUUGACCUGCGCUGUGUGAGCACUAUAACCAUGUACAUUUUUUGGCGACGAAGGUGUCGUUUCAUGGAUGCGUGGUAACUCAGCUGAAAGACGCCAUUUUGGAUUUACUGAAGUAGCGCUCUUCGCAUGGGUAGAUGGUAAAAGCUCUGACAAAAAUUGAUAUUCAACCUGGUUCGUCAGUACCGUGUGAACAGUGAAUGAACGGUUCUGUGUGAACGAAGAGUCCAGUCAAAUUUCGUCCGGUGGCGUGUGAACGUAGCUUUGGUAGCUAGUCUUCGGUGGUGGUGGUGGUACGGGGGAAAACGAUGGCCUUGUUUCUCUGCUCAUCGUUCUAUGCUCACUCACUAUGUUUUCAUGAGUUUUCUUUGGUGUAGCCAGCCUACAGACCUGUAGGCCCGGGCCUACUAAUUUUUGCUAUGAUCACUCUACCGCUAGUAAUAAACUAUGCGCUGUUAGGUUGAGCAAAAACCUUCAGAGGUCAAAGUGUUGAUGAGAUCAGUGCGUACUAGUCAUGCGUGCAAUUUUCAGGUUACGCAG